Galeopterus variegatus (Sunda flying lemur) is the source of this 1118-nucleotide messenger RNA. RefSeq names its product protein disulfide-isomerase TMX3-like. Gene Ontology annotation, cellular component: endoplasmic reticulum. The record is from RefSeq and is a predicted model, not a curated record. Lineage: Eukaryota; Metazoa; Chordata; Mammalia; Dermoptera; Cynocephalidae. The transcript has 10 exons. Gene Ontology annotation, biological process: peptidyl-cysteine oxidation. Bases 1 to 960 code for a protein of 319 amino acids. Gene Ontology annotation, molecular function: protein disulfide isomerase activity.
AUGGUAGAGCGUACUUAUGUGAAGCUAGAUGGCAUAGCCUACUACGCACAUGAGGAAGCAGACUCCCCUAGAGAAAGUGUUGGGCUCAUUUUCGCACAGGUGGUGAUGGGUAGGGAAGGUCUCAAACCUAGUGGUAAGAGUUAUUUAAACUUCUGUUUUUUGCAGUAUGUGACACUAAAAGAGAUGCCUGCUGUGCUUGUUUUCAAAGAUGAAACUUACUUUGUGUAUGAUGAGUAUGAAGAUGGUGAUCUGUCAUCGUGGAUCAAUAGGGAGAGGUUUCAGAAUUAUCUUGCUAUGGAUGGCUUCCUCUUGUAUGAACUUGGAGAUACAGGAAAGCUCGUGGCUAUUGCAGUUAUUGAUGAGAAAAACACAUCCAUUGAACAUACCAGAUUAAAGUCAAUUAUUCAGGAAGUUGCUAGAGAUUACAGAGACCACUUUCAUAGGGUUUUUCAGUUUGGCCAUAUGGAUGGAAAUGACUAUUUAAAUACCUUGCUGAUGGAUGAAUUGACAGUCCCAACUGUAGUUGUACUGAAUACUUCAAACCAACAAUACUUCUUGCUAGAUAGACAGAUUAAGAAUGCUGAAGACAUGGUCCAGUUCAUUAAUAACAUUUUGGAUGGCACAGUAGAAGCCCAAGGAGGUGAUAGCAUUUUGCAGAGAUUGAAAAGAAUAGUAUUCGACGCCAAAUCUACUAUUGUGUCUAUAUUCAAGAGCUCACCACUUAUGGGCUGCUUUCUCUUUGGCCUGCCACUGGGUGUCAUCAGUAUCAUGUGCUAUGGUAUCUACACAGCUGACACAGAUGGAGGUUAUAUCGAAGAACGAUAUGAAGUGUCUAAGAGUGAAAUUGAAAGCCAAGAACAGAUAGAAGAGAGCAAAGAAAAACAGGAGCCAAGCAGUGGAGGAUCUUUAGUGCCUGCAGUGCAAGAACCCAAGGAUGUAUUAGAAAAGAAGAAAGAUUGAGACUUUACUAGUAUAAAAUAUUUGAUAGGAUUUCAAAUUAUUAAAGAAUCUAUUUAUUGAAUUUAGACAUUUAAUCAUGAUCUUUACAGAAGAAAACAUGUUAUUUGUAUUUUGCUAAUAUCAACAGCAUGGAUUAAAGUACUCCUUCCAUAAAUGUG